Messenger RNA from Microdochium trichocladiopsis, 2622 nucleotides. Its product is annotated as glycosyl hydrolase family 3 N terminal domain-containing protein. The coding region runs from base 1 to 2622 and encodes 873 amino acids. Gene Ontology annotation, molecular function: beta-glucosidase activity. The transcript is spliced from 3 exons. Lineage: Eukaryota; Fungi; Ascomycota; Sordariomycetes; Xylariales; Microdochiaceae. The record is from RefSeq and is a predicted model, not a curated record. Gene Ontology annotation, biological process: glucan catabolic process.
AUGGGUUCUGUCCCGCACUCUUCUGCCGGCUUGGACGCUCGAGCACAGCCACUCUCUGUGCUAGCCGGCCUUGUCGGCGGCCACGACUUUUGGCACACGUUUGAGCAACCUGAGCUGGGCCUGGGCUCUAUUCGCUUCUCAGACGGUCCCAAUGGCGUCCGGGGCGAGGACUGGGUCAAUGGCGCACCCUCAGCUGCCAUCCCAUGUGCGACUGCCCUCGGCGCCUCCUUUGACCGGGAUCUCGUCCGCCGUGUUGCAGAACUGCUUGCCAACGAAUGUCGGCACAAAGGCGUCCAUGCGCUCCUGGCGCCCACAAUGAACAUUCACCGCUAUGUCCUGUGUGGCCGCAAUUUCGAGUCGUUUAGUGAAGACCCCUAUCUAACGGGUGCCCUCGCAACCGAGUACGUCAAGGGCUUGCAACGACACGGGAUCGCAGCGACCCCCAAGCAUUUCCUUGCCAACGAAGCAGAGAACGGCCGAAGAUGGACCAACAGUGCCAUUGAACAGUCGGCGUUGCGCGAGAUCUACCUCGAACCUUUCCGCAUGGUAGUCCAAGAUGCAGAGCCAUGGGCAGUCAUGACGGCAUACAACUCCGUGAACGGGUCGUUUUGCUCCGACUCAGCUACCUUGCUGUCCGUCUUGCGAAAUGACUGGUGCUACAAAGGAGCCGUGGUCUCGGAUUGGUUUGGUACAUAUACCACUGCCCCGGCGCUGACCGCAGGCCUUGACCUCGAGAUGCCUGGACCCAGCAAAUUUCGCACCACUGAGAAGCUCCACGAGGCCAUUACACAUGGAGAAGUGACGCGAGAACAGAUCGAGCAGUCCGCGAACCGCAUCAUCGGACUCCUCACCAAGACAGGACGCAUAGGCGCGCCUGGAGUUCCGCCUCCGCGGCCUCGGACCAGAGAGACUCCGCCGCUCAACAAUGCCGACGAGAGACUGCUGGUUGAAGCCGCUGAAGCUUCGAUGGUACUUCUCAAGAAUGAGGGUUCCACCCUUCCCAUUUCCACAGUCUCAGGGCUGCGGCUCAGCGUGUUUGGUGAGCUGGCCAGCCAGCCUUCCUUUUUUGGUGGCGGGUCUGCGAGCUUGAAAGUGCCGGCCACGACGCCGACGCCAUGGGAGUCGUUGAGCAAGCGUUUCCCCGGGGCUGUAUUGAGUCCAGGCGUCGCCACGAGCCGCCUUGUGAAGACUCCGAACUCCUCGGGGGACCUCCCCAUCGACGGCCUCGUGCGGCUCGACUGGUACAAUGGAAGUGUCCCGACAGCGGAGCAGCAUUUUCUCUGCCAAGAGGUCAAGGACACCGUCUACAUGCUUGUCGAGGACGUUCCCGACGGGCUCAUCGACAUCUCGGACUUCUGCACCACCAUGACGUUUAGCAUCCGUCCUUCAGAGUCUGGGCAAUAUGACAUUAGUGUCUGUGGACCAGGGAAUAGCACUUGCCAUGUCAAUGGCGAGCUGGUGUUCGAGGUUUCGAGGAACCUAGAAGUCUCCACUGAGGACUUCUUGUUCGACCGGUCCAAACUCGAGGCACGCAGACCGCAACCCUUGACCCUUCGGAAUGACACGACUUACGAGUUCCGCGUAACAAGCUGGAGCUCCAAGCACAGGGCCGAGCACGUCAAUCGAGAGUUCUUCAUCCAGGGGUGUAGACUCGGGCUCGAGCUCGUGCGUGACGAUGAGGCGGCCCUCGCGCAGAGCCGCCAGGUGGCUGCGUCGACCGACGUGGCCGUCGUAGUCGUCGGCACAGGUCCCGAAUGGGAAUCGGAGGGCUUCGACCGAGUCAGCAUGGCUCUGCCGCGCAGGCAGGCCGAGCUCGUGACCACCGUGGCUGGCGCGUGCCCCGGGCGCACCGUGGUGGUGGUCAAUGCCGGCUCACCCGUAUCCAUUGGAGACUGGGUCGAGCAUGUAGACGCCGUCUUGUAUGCCUGGUUCCCCGGCGCUGGAUUCGCGCAGGCCUUGACCAAUAUGCUCAGCGGCGACGCCUGCCCUUCUGCCCGGCUGCCCACUACAUUUUGGGACAGUGUGGAGGACUAUCCGGCUGGCCAUGUCGAGUCGCUGAUGCAGAAGGGCUGCAACGACAUCGUGUACCGUGAGGGUGUUCAUGUCGGCUACCGAGCUUACGGCCAAGUUCAUCCGGGCUGCCCUUCCUCAUCGGUGGCGACGCCGAGGUUCGCUUUUGGCUACGGCCUGUCGUACAGCUUCUUUCGCUACUCUAUCCCGGCUCUGCCGUCUUGUCAGAUCAGUGGCGUGCAGCUGCUCACGGAUGAGCCAAUGGUCACCGUACAACUCGAUGUAGAGAACACUGGCACCCGGCCCGGCCGAGAGACGGUGCUUUUCUUUGUGACGCGCGUGGAGAACGCCCUCGAACAACGGCCCGAGGUGCAGCUCAAGGCUUUUGCCAAGACAGCGUAUCUUGAGGUUGGACAGUGCGAGCGUGUCACCUUGGAAUUGUCGCGGCGGUCGUUUUCUUAUUGGGACGUGGAGGCUGGUGCGUGGAGAGUCGAUGCUGGGACGUACAAUCUUGCUUUUGCUGGACCACAUGGUGUCGGAGACUGGCGUCCCACCGGGCGAGAGAAGAUUUCCGUAACGGUUGCGAAAGGGUUCACAUUUUUAGACGCUUAG